Molecule: messenger RNA, 1937 nt
Organism: Lasiosphaeria miniovina
Lineage: Eukaryota; Fungi; Ascomycota; Sordariomycetes; Sordariales; Lasiosphaeriaceae
Exons: 4
Coding region: 54-1937 (627 amino acids)
Molecular function (GO): FAD binding; oxidoreductase activity
Source: RefSeq, a predicted model, not a curated record
UGAUUCUGCACCCCCAUCAAGGCUCAUAACAAGACUUCAAUAUUGCGAACAUAAUGGUCCUCACGUUUUUGACAGUUGUGGCAGUCAUCGCUUCCAUUGCAGAGGGCCUCGGCUUUGACUUCUUUGACGCGGACCUGCAGCUCACGGAGCAGGAUAUCCACAACUUCAAAGCGAUCGAGUUUGCCAGCGCGCCAGCGAGUGAAAUAGAAAAGACAAAUCCGCGGUGCAAGAACUUCCCAGGCGAUGGAGCCUGGCCCACGGAAACAGAAUGGUCCCAGCUUAAUUCCUCUGUCGGGGGCGCCCUUCUCAAGCCUGUCCCGCCAGCAUCCGUCUGCUACCACAGCUCGCCAGCCUUCAACGAAGCAGCCUGCAACUUUCUCCUAAACAACGCGAGCCGCACAUCAUUCUAUUUUGAUGAUCCAGUCACCAUCUUCAACUACUGGGCCCAGGGAAAUACGUGCCUGCCAGCUGAGAACCCAACCGGCAACUGUACACAGGGUGGCUAUCCCGUCUAUGUGGUCAACGCCACGUCGGUGAAGCAGGUUCAAGCUGCGGUCAACUUUGCGAGGAACAGAAACAUUAGGCUGGUGAUCAAGAACACUGGCCACGAAUCCGUCGGGAGGAACGCCGGGGCAGGCUCUCUCAGCAUUUGGACACAUCAUCUUAAGACAUUUAAGUUUCUGCCCGACUACAAGCAACCGGAGGGGAACUACCACGGACCAGCCGCCCGAGUUGGCGCUGGCCUUCAGGCAUGGGAGGCGUUUCGCCAAGCACUUAAACUUAACAUUACGCUCACAGCAGCGUCAUGCGUCACCGUUGGCUCUUAUGGCGGCUGGAUAAGUGGCGGAGGACACUCUCCAUUGAGUUCCAAGUUUGGGCUUGGAGCUGACCAGGUUCUUUCCAUUCAGGCCGUAACAGCCGAUGGUCGCUACAUAACCGCAGACCCGCAAACAAACCAAGAUAUGUUUUUCGCUUUGCGCGGAGGCGGCGGUAGCACUUUUGGUGUGAUUACUUCUGUCAUCGUGAAGGCCCAUCCGCCAAUCAAUCUAACGAUUGCGAGCUUCACCUUUACUCUGGGCAGCAGCUUGUCCACGGAACCGGGGCCAAGCGUCACAAUUACCGACAAAGACACAUUUUGGAAGGGGUUUAAUACUGUCUUCCAAUUCGGCAUCACCACAGUAGACGCUGGCGGAUACUUAUGGACAUUUGGAAUCCCAAUAACUGACGUCAGCAUCCAAAUGCAAGUGCAAGUCCAGAUGCCAGGUCAGACGCCAACCGAGACGGCUGCCUUUGUGAAGCCGUUACUCACGUCCCUCAACACGAUUGGAAUUCCAGUUGCAAUCACCAAUCCAACAACGAUCGUGUACAGCAACCAGACCGGGCCCAUAAGCGGCGGUCCCGGCAAUGGGCGUUUUGCCUCAAGGCUAUUUCCUCGCAGGGCGUACCAGUCGCCGACUCUAUUCAACGCCGCCAUGGCCGCUGCUCGAGCUGCUAUUGAGGGUGGGUAUUUGUUCCACGGGCUCAAUAUGGCGCCGACGCUGAGAGCGGCCGGAUUUCCAGCGUCUGCAGGUGUCAAUCCAGUGUGGCGAGAGGCGGUGAUGCACGCAGACAUGUUUGAUCCCACAAGCCUAUCCUCUGCCACACCUGCCGAGGCUGAGGCAGCACACACGAGACUCAAUGCAUUCAUGGCACCGCUCCGUGCAGCGACACCGGGCGGAGGCGCUUACCUGAACGAAGCAGAUCUCGAAGAGCCAAAUUGGCAACAGAGCUUCUUUGGUACAAACUACGAGAGAUUGCUACAAAUCAAGCGAUUGCGAGACCCGUGGCAAGUAUUUUGGGCGCCAGCAACGGUUGGCAGUGAAGACUGGAUCGUGACAACGCCAAACCAAGUCCCAUCACAGAACGGACGUCUUUGUCGAGUGUCCGGAGAAUCGUAG